This is a messenger RNA of Dicentrarchus labrax (European seabass), 4014 nucleotides long. RefSeq names its product PPFIA binding protein 1b (gene ppfibp1b). Gene Ontology annotation, molecular function: protein binding. Gene Ontology annotation, cellular component: presynaptic active zone. NCBI's taxonomy places the organism in Eukaryota, Metazoa, Chordata, Actinopteri, Moronidae. Bases 237 to 3119 code for a protein of 960 amino acids. Gene Ontology annotation, biological process: neuromuscular junction development. The transcript is spliced from 27 exons. The record is from RefSeq and is a predicted model, not a curated record.
CAGGGCGGGGUUUUCCAACCAUGACGUCCCAAAGUUUUCCAGCAAUCUUGUCACUUCGACAUCAUGGCGUAGUAAUGUGGACGGUCGGUGGGUAACGUUAAGUACUGGUGGGCACGGAGAAGUUCAGAUACAUUUUAUUAUUUUUUUAAUUUAUGUUUUUUUAAUAAUUGAGGGAACAAACUAACGGAAAAUACGAAUUCUCCUCGAGCAGAGUGUCGGUUGAUCAGUGACUGAAAAUGAUGUCCGAUGCCAGCGACAUGUUGGCAGCUGCACUGGAGCAAAUGGACGGCAUUAUAGCAGGCUCUAAGGCUCUGGACUACUCCAAUGGGCUGUUUGACUGCCAGUCGCCCACCUCUCCCUUCAUGGGCAGCCUGCGGGCACUUCAUCUGCUGGAAGACCUGAGGAGUGUCCUGGAGAUGAUGGACACAGAGGAAAGGGAGAGUCUACGCUGCCAGAUCCCUGACUCCACAGCUGAUAGUCUGGUGGAGUGGCUCCAUGGUCACCUGUCCAAUGGGCACAUUAAUAUGAGUGGGGGUGACCACUACCAGGAAAGGCUUUCCCGAAUAGAGAGUGAUAAGGAGUCUCUGGUUCUUCAGGUGAGUGUGCUGACAGACCAGGUGGAGGCUCAGGGAGAGAAGAUUCGAGACCUGGACUUGUGUUUGGACGAGCACAGGGAGAAACUCAAUGCCACCGAGGAGAUGCUACAACAGGAGCUUCUGUGUAGAAGUGCACUGGAGAACCAGAAGCUAGAACUGAUGUCUGAAGUCUCCAACCUAAAGCUGAAGCUGAAUACCAUGGGGAAGGACGGACUUGACUAUGACAGAUUUGGGGACAGUGAGGAUUUGAUUCUUGAAAUUAAUGAACUGCGGUACAGACUGACAGACCUGGAGAAUGAAAAAUUACAGUACGAAAAGAAACUUAAAUCUACAAAGGAGGAGCUAGCCAUACUGAGGAGGCAGCUGGAGGGCAAAGACGGAGAGAUGAGGAGACUACAGGAUGAGACAGGCUUCAAAGCCAUCGCCUCGAGCAGUGCAGAUCCCACGGAGAGAGUCUCUCAUCCAGAUGAAACUCUUAGAAAGAGGCUGAAAGAAAAACACGUGGAAGUGCAGAGAAUGAAAAAGGCAGUUGAAUCGUUGAUGGCAGCCAAUGAAGAGAAGGAUCGUAAGAUUGAGGAACUGAAGCAGUCGCUGAUGCGAUACAAGAAAGUUCAAGACAUGGUGAUGUCAGUUCAAGGCAAGAAAGAUAAAACCAAAGAUAACGAGCAUGUGGAGAAUCAGGGUGAUGGAUCCAGUGCAUUCUUGUCAAUCAACUCUGUGUCUGUGGAGUCACAAAAUCAAGAAUUGACUGAUAUUGAACAACUGAGGAGGAAGAGUCCGGAUGAGUUGGAGAGUCUCAAUGGACUUAGUGAAGAGCCUUCACCUACACCCAGUCCGUCAGAUCCAGAACGAGUAUCAGAGUCUGCACCGCCAGAAUUAGAAAGCAGCCAGUAUACCACGAAGACUGGCAGCCAGGACCAGCUGGAUAGGAGCAACAAUGAAAAGAAUACAAGUGAAACAAUCAGUGAAAAGCCGCCCAAGAGUCCCUCUGCCACCUUACCUGCCACCACGGAGGACGACAGCUUUGGCUCGAGAAAGGCUCGUUCAUCUUUUGGAAAGGGCUUCUUCAAGAUCCGUGGGGGCAAGAAGACAGCCAGUACCCCUAACCUUGACCGCAGCCGGAGUGCAAGUGCACCUAUGCUAGCUGAAACAGAGCGACAGGGCACCGACCAUCUGGAUCUGGCUGGGCUGCCACAGAGGUCAGCUAACAGCGAUAGCACCCACACGCUCUCUACGACCCCAGAGAGCAAGAAAAAAUCCAAAGGAAUAAAGAAACUGUUUGGAAAGCUAAAAAGGAGCCAGUCUACCACAUUUAACCUGGAUGACAACCUACCAGAGGGUGAAUUCAAGAGGGGGGGAGUGCGAGCCACAGCAGGGCCCAGACUGGGUUGGUCUCGUGACCUCCAAAGAGUCAGCAAUGAUGUUGAUGCUCCAUUUGCACGCUGGUCAAAGGAUCAGGUGUGUGACUGGCUACAGGAUCAGGGUCUCGGUCUUUAUGUGAACAUGGCUCGUGUAUGGAUCUCCUCUGGACAGACGCUUCUACAGGCCUCACAACAGGACCUGGAGAGGGAGCUGGGAAUCAAACACCCGCUGCACAGAAAGAAGCUGCAGCUGGCUCUGCAGGCCCUUGGCUCAGAGGAGGAGAAUAAUAAAGGAAAGCUGGACUACAACUGGGUGACGAGAUGGCUCGAUGACAUCGGUCUGCCUCAGUAUAAGACUCAGUUUGAUGAGGGGAGGGUGGACGGUCGCAUGCUGCACUACAUGACAGUGGAUGAUCUGCUUUCUCUGAAAGUGGGGAGUGUCCUGCAUCACCUCAGUAUCAAGAGAGCGAUCCAAGUGCUCAGACUCAACAGUUACGAGCCCAACUGCUUGCGUCGCAGGCCAUCUGACGAGAACAAUAUUUCUCCAGCAGAGAUUUCCCAGUGGACCAACCACAGGGUGAUGGAGUGGCUGCGGUCUGUGGACCUCGCUGAAUACGCUCCCAACCUGAGAGGCAGUGGUGUGCACGGAGGCCUGAUGGUUCUGGAGCCUCGGUUCAACGUGGAGACCAUGGCUUUGCUGCUGAACAUCCCGCCCAACAAGACGCUGCUGCGCCGCCACCUCGCCACACAUUUCAACCUGCUCAUUGGUUCAGAGGCCCAGCAGCUCAAACAGGAGUGUCUUGAAAACCCAGACUACACUCUGCUUACUGCCACCACCAAGGUCAAGCCAAGGAAACUGUCAUUUGGUAACUUUGGCAGCCUGAGGAAGAAGAAGCAGGAGGAGAGUGAGGAGUACGUGUGUCCGAUGGAUGUGGAGAUGCCAAAGGGACGAAGCUUCCAGAAAGGCUUCGAGCUCCAAAUCUACGAGGACGACCUUGACAGGCUAGAACAGAUGGAGGACUCUGAGGGAACUGUGAGACAGAUCGGAGCUUUCUCUGAGGGUAUUCAAAACCUGACGAGCAUGCUAAAAGACGAUGAAUUCUUCAAAGAGAAUUCAAAUUCACCGAACCCCAGUGUAACAGACGAUGACUCCAACGCAUGAGACUGUCAGCGCCAUGAGACCUGGUCCUGCUGUGAAUGAAACUCUGUGCCAACCCCCUCUCUCUCCACUCGCACACAGACUUGUCUCAACAAACUCCCAAGAAUGCUCCCACAUUUCUUUUUUUUUUUUUAGUGUUACAUUCAGAGAUGAGCCAAAAGUAUUACAGUGUCCUUCUUAUUUGCAGUUUCAAUCCAUGGUGUUGAGAGCACCUACGGUCCAGUAAGCCACUAUUACUCCUGAACUUUGCCUCCAUUACUGUCGUCGGAUGACGGAGGGAACAUUUGGGGCAACACCACUGCUUGCCUGCCAGCUGGUUUCUGGAGUUAUUUCAAGUGUCAACCCGCUAAAAUACGCCAAUAUAGAUUUUAAUAUAUAUAUCUUUUUAAAUUGCUUUCUGACUGUUGAGAUAUUGGGGAGAGAGCGAGAGAGAGAGAAAAAGAGAUGGAUACGCUGAGAAGAUUUGUCCCAUUUUUAGAAGUUAGUGUAAAGUAAUAACUCCGAAACAGCUGCUAUGUUUUCUACAGAACUAAACCUCGCUAAUAAAAUGGAAAUUGUCAUAUAUUUUAUCCUACGCUGAACAUUUUACAGGUUUUUCACUCGACAGUAAUAUCCUACAAGCAUUUGCACCAGUACAUAUCAUAGCCUAAUGAAUAUCAUUGCAUGGUAUUGAAAUUCAACGCAUUAAUAUAAGAGCUUGUUGUUUAUUUUAUUUUUUACUAUAAAUUGAUUUUUAAUGGAACCAUGUUGGCUGACAAAGAGUUAUUUUUGGAAAAAGUCGUAUUUGUGAGAUAAGAAUAAUGUUGUAAUGCAACCAUCGACCUGAGAAGAUAGACUAUGUUGUUUUUUUUUUUUUACGUUUAUCCAUUUCUAUGAUGAAUAAAAUAAUUUAAAUCAA